AUGUCCGACCUGGGACGCUCAAUUCUUAUAACAGGUGGCACCUCAGGUUUAGGCUACCAGUGUGCACUUGAACUGGCUCGACAAUGCCCGGAAGCUCGGAUUCUGAUUGCAUCCCGCUCUGACACGAACUCAGCCGCCGCCUCGAUCAAUAAAGCUCUCGGCCAAACCAACGUCCAGUACCUUCCCCUAGACCUCUCCAACCUCGACAACGUUCGCGCCUUCGCAGCAGAAUACGCAGAGGGGAAGUACCCAAAAAUUCAAGCCCUCGUCCUUAACGCCGGACUACAGUUCCCCAAUGGCGUCACUUACACUAAAGACGGUGUGGAGUCCACAUUCGCAAUUAACCACGUGGGGCACGCCCUACUCUUCCAUCUCCUUCGCCCGCAUCUUGCCGAAAAGGCCCGCAUUGUCAUCACAGCCAGUGGAACACAUGACCCAGCUCAGAAAAGUGGGCUACCCGAUGCAGAAUACACUACCGCCGAGGAGCUGGCUCAUCCCUCCCCUCAGUCUGCAAAGAACAGUGGCAGACAGCGAUAUGCAACCAGCAAGCUGUGCAAUGUUAUGUGGACAUACGCCCUAGACAAGCGUCUCAUAGCAGCAGCUGCUAGGGGUGAAGAAAGGUACACCGUCAACGCUUUCGAUCCUGGUUUGAUGCCUGGGACCGAUUUGGUGCGAGAAGCUUCAGCAGUCUUGCGCUGGAUAUGGAAUAACGUCAUGCCACGCAUGAUUCCUCUGCUUCGUCGCUUCGUCCAUCCUAAUAUACAUUCACCUGAGGAGUCAGGGAUUGCGUUAGCGCGACUUGCAGUUGGUGAGGACGUAGCAGGUGUGAGUGGAGCUUACUUUGAAGGUACAAAGAAAAUCAAUUCUAGUGUUGAGAGCCACGUUGUGGAAAAACAGGAGGAUCUCUGGCAUUGGACCGUGAAACAUGUUGCGCGUGACGAGGAGGAAUUACGCACCUUUGACAGCUUGUAG
Messenger RNA from Endocarpon pusillum Z07020, 972 nucleotides. RefSeq lists its product as uncharacterized. Bases 1 to 972 code for a protein of 323 amino acids. The transcript has a single exon. The record is from RefSeq and is a predicted model, not a curated record. Lineage: Eukaryota; Fungi; Ascomycota; Eurotiomycetes; Verrucariales; Verrucariaceae.